Budorcas taxicolor (takin) is the source of this 863-nucleotide messenger RNA. It is a transcript of the gene SAYSD1, whose product is annotated as SAYSVFN motif domain containing 1. The coding region runs from base 70 to 651 and encodes 193 amino acids. NCBI's taxonomy places the organism in Eukaryota, Metazoa, Chordata, Mammalia, Artiodactyla, Bovidae. The record is from RefSeq and is a predicted model, not a curated record. The transcript is spliced from 2 exons.
GGCGAGCGGGCGGACGGGCGCGCGCGCGCGCGCGCCCUUUUUGGGAGCGCGAAGAAGGGGGCGAGCGCCAUGGAGCAGCGGUUAGCUGAGUUCCGGGCGGCCCGGAAGCGAGCCGGGCUGGUGGCUGAACCCAGCACUUCGAGUCAGAGUACACAAACCUCGGGAGAGAAGGCAGAAGCAGCUACGACUCCAAAAGCACUCUCAGGCUGGCUAAAACGGUUCCUGGCGUGGAAACCGAGGCCACCGAGUGCCCAGGCCCAGCCCAGCCUCGCUCAGGGAGCAGCUGGGCCUGGGGGCCUCGAGUCACAGCCACCACCGAGUCCAGCCGAAGCCACACCACCGCCACGGCCCCCGCCGCCUCAGCCCCUGACCCCGCGGGACCGGUCUCUCCUCACCAGCGUCACCUUGUUGAAGGUGCUCCUCUGGUUGGUCCUGCUGGGCCUGUUUGUGGAACUGGAAUUUGGCCUGGCCUAUUUUGUCCUGUCCCUGUUCUACUGGAUGUACGUGGGGAUGCGAGGCCCUGAGGAGAAGACGCAGGGAGAGAAAAGUGCCUACUCCGUGUUCAACCCGGGCUGUGAGGCAAUCCAGGGAAGCCUGACCGCCGAGCAGCUGGAGCGCGAGCUGCACCUGAGGCCUCUGCCGCCGAGAUAGGACCAGACCAGUGGUGGGCCCCCCAGAGCCCUCGCACCCCCUGGCUUUGACUGAGAACAGCUUGCGGGUUAGGUCUGUGACCCCACAAUUCCACACUUCACCUAACCUCCUGCUACAGUUUUAUCUCAGAACUUCUUUUUCAUUUUGGUGAAACUCCUGGAAAGACACUCACUGUGGGUCUGAUGCAAUUUAUAAAAAUUACACACUCAAGA